AUGAAGGCCAUCCUCUCCCUCUCCCUCUUCCUAACUGGCUCCCUGGCUGCGAGCGUCCAAAUCAGCGACCUCUGGGCCAAUACCUCCAAACGCAGCAACGGCGCCAGCAUGCAUUUCACCCUGACCGAUCCCAACUAUCCAGCAGAUACUCCAACCGAAUGCAACCUGAUCUGGGGCUAUGGAUCCAACCCCAAAGAAAACGCGCGCUGCAACAACGGACAGUAUUAUAUCCGCUUUCCGCAGGGGAUCCAAGAUAUCGGACACUUUACCCUGGAACUGGAACGCGUGGAUGGCCCUAUUGCUGAGAAAGGCCAGGUCCUGUUGAGUGACAAUGCGAAUGGAGAUGCGCCGGGGACGAAGUGGAUCUGUCAGCAGGAGCCUCAGCCUGGGGUGACGGAGCGGUGUGCUUAUGAGGGAGUUUUGGAGGUUCAGGUCUAA
Aspergillus tanneri is the source of this 438-nucleotide messenger RNA. RefSeq lists its product as uncharacterized. The coding region runs from base 1 to 438 and encodes 145 amino acids. The transcript has 2 exons. NCBI's taxonomy places the organism in Eukaryota, Fungi, Ascomycota, Eurotiomycetes, Eurotiales, Aspergillaceae. The record is from RefSeq and is a predicted model, not a curated record.